Mercurialis annua (annual mercury) is the source of this 3615-nucleotide messenger RNA. RefSeq lists its product as uncharacterized. Bases 1 to 3615 code for a protein of 1204 amino acids. Gene Ontology annotation, molecular function: zinc ion binding; nucleic acid binding. The record is from RefSeq and is a predicted model, not a curated record. Lineage: Eukaryota; Viridiplantae; Streptophyta; Magnoliopsida; Malpighiales; Euphorbiaceae. Gene Ontology annotation, biological process: DNA integration. The transcript is spliced from 10 exons.
AUGGAAGCUCAAGGUCAUGGUGAUAGGGCUUCUCAACGUGAGAUUGUUGGCCAACAGGGUAGGAAUGUAAAGGAUGAGGCAGAGUCUAGGGGUAGUACUGAUCAUGAAUUAGAAUAUGAGGCUAGGGCUCAUGUAGAUAAUCAACCAAUACCUCCUCCGCCUCCAGUUAUACCUGUCUUACAGCUAGAUCCUGCUAUCUUAGCACAAACUAUUAUUGCUACUCUGCAAGCUCAGAAGACAAGAAGAAAACCUGGGGAUAUCAUAGAACUUGCUAAGAAGUGUGGGGCAUUUGAUUUUCAUGGCUCCAUUGAUUUCAAAGAAGCAGAUAGAUGGCUCAGAGCUAUUGAUAAGUCAUUUAACACUUUAGAGCUGACAGAUGCGCAGAAGGUCAGUAAUGUUUAUGGCUUGCUACAUGAUACAACAAAUGCAUGGUUUGCUAGGAUCAGAUUGUUAUUAGGAGAUCAGUUGACCUGGGAGAUAUUUAAGACUGAGUUCCGCAAGGAGUAUUUAACUAAAGCAUACAGUUCAGAGAGACAUAAUGAGUUUAUUGCUCUUAAGCAAGGUUCAAUGACAGUGCGUGAAUAUAUUGACAGAUUUGAAGAACUUUACAAGUUUUCUUCAGAAAUCUUUCCCACGGAAGCUCCAAAAUGUUACAAAUUCAAAGAGGGGCUGCAAACUGUUUUGAAGAAUGAGCUAUCAUUGUACGAGGGAACACAAUUCAGAGGUUGGGUAGAGAAGGCGAUAGAAAAAGAAAAGCUGAAAGAAGGGCUUGAACAAGAGAGUAAACAAAAAAGACCUCAGUCACAUGAUAUCAAUUUCUCAGCGAGACAACCAACAUCUAGUGUCGGUAGUGUGGCUAGCAAGAAGAGAUCUAUAACUUGCUUUGAGUGUGGUGGCAUGGGACAUAUUGGGAGGGAUUGUCCUAAUAUCGCACAAUUUAGCUCAGGUCGUGGUAGAGGUUUCCAAGGUACUGCAAAUAGAGGUGGUCGAACGUCAGUCUUUGAUAGAGGUUCAGGUCGAGGUUCUGGCUUUAAUGCGAAUAAGGAAGGCGAAGCCUCAACUUCAACACAACCUACGCAAGGUACUCAGAAUACUAGACCUGCUGUACAACCUAGAGUAUUUGCUUUGACUCAACAAGAGGCAGCGGCUUCUCCAGAUGUUAUUUUUGGUAGGUUAACUAUCUUUGAUAGGGAUGCUUAUGUUUUAAUUGACCCUGGUGCAAUAAAUUCUUUCAUUGUGUCAUCAUUCAUAUCAUGCAUACCUCGAGAUAAGAGUGUGAUGAAUCAUGCUUUAGUUGUAGAUUGCCAGUGGAUUGGGGAUCAUAAGUUUGAGGUAGAUUUAAUACCUUUUACUCUUCGGAUGUUUGAUGUUAUAGUUGGUAUGGAUGUUUUAUCCAAAUACAAAGCAGUUGUUGAUUGUUAUAGAAAGAGGGUGCAUUUUCAAUUACUAGUACAUGGUGAAGUUGUAUUCAAAGGCUUACCACCAGAUAGAGAGAUUGAAUUUAGUGUUGAUUUGCAAUCAGGCACUAACCCUAUUUCUCAAGCUCCGUAUAGAAUGGCUCCAGCUGAGUUGAAAGAACUGAAAGUGCAGUUGCAAGAACUGCUUGAUAAAAAUUACAGACAACUGAACAAGGUUACAAUUCGCAACAAGUAUCCUUUACCUCGAAUAGAUGACUUAUUUGAUCAACUACAAAGAGCUAGAGUAUUCUCCAAAAUUGACUUGAGAUAUGGUUAUCAUCAAUUGAAGAUUAAGAAUCCAGAUGUUCCUAAGACUGCAUUUAGGACUCGAUAUGGUCAUUAUGAAUUCCUUGUUAUGCCGUUCGGGUUAACUAAUGCUCCAGUUGCUUUCAUGGAUUUGAUGAAUAGAGUUUUCAAGCCUUAUCUACAUAGCUUUGUGAUUGUAUUCAUCGAUGAUAUCUUAGUGUAUUAUAGAUCCGAGGAGGAGCAUGUAGAACACUUGAGACUUGUGUUGCAGACUUUAAGAGAAAAACAGUUUUACGCCAAGUUUAGCAAGUGUGAAUUCUUGUUAGAGAAAGUUGUAUUUCUUGGCCAUGUCAUCUCAGUAGAGGGAAUUUAUGUUGAUCCUAAAAAGGUGGAAGCUAUAAUUAACUGGAAUUCUCCGAAUAAUGUACAUGAGGUACGCAGUUUUCUAGGUUUGGCUGGUUAUUACAGAUGGUUUGUGAAAAACUUUUAUAUUAUUGCCUCACCAUUAACAAAGCUACUACGUAAGGAUGUGAAAUUUGUAUGGAUUCAACAAUGUCAGAAUAGCUUUGAUGCUUUGAAGGACUGUUUAACUUCAGCUUCAGUUUUGACACUUCCGGUUACAGGUUUAGGGUAUGUUGUAUACAGCGAUGCUUCCAAGAAUGGGUUGGGUUGUGUUUUGAUGCAGCAGAGAAAGGUAAUUGGUUAUGCUUCAAGGCAAUUAAGACCACAUGAACUGAAUUAUCUUACACAUGAUCUAAGGCUAACAGCAGUGAUAUUUGCUUUGAAGAUAUGGAGACAUUACCUAUAUGGUGAGAAAUGUCUUGUCUACACUGAUCAUAAAAGUUUGAAGUACAUACUGAGUCAAAAAGAACUGAAUUUGAGACAACGAAGAUGGAUUGAACUUCUGAAAGAUUAUGAUCUUACAAUAGAGUAUCACCCUGGAAAAGCUAAUUUAGUAGCUGAUGCCCUUAGCAGGAAAUCUUCAUGUAAUCUGUUUUAUAUACACACGGUAAAGAUUCCAUUAUUGCUUGAACUGAGAAAACUUAAAGUAGAAUUAAGUGAAAUUGAAAAUGGAGCUUUAUUAGCUACUUUGAAGGUUCGUCCAAUUUUGAUUAAAAGAAUUAGGGAUACUCAGAAUCAGAAUGAGAAAUUAGUGAAAUUCAGAGGUGAAGUUCAGCAGGAUAAUAAAAAUGAGUUUAAUGUUUCUGAUGAUGGCACUUUACUGUACAAAGGUAGAUUAUGUGUUCCUAAUAUUGAUAUACUGAAAAGAGAAAUAAUUAAGUUAAAGCAAAGCACCAACAUCCAGCAGGUAAACUAUCCUCUUGAUAAACUUGCUGAGAUUUACACUAGGGAGAUAGUUAGACUACACGGUGUUCCAUAUUCUAUUGUGUAUGAUAAGGAUCCUAGAUUUACAUCCAGAUUUUGGCAAAGCUUACAACAUCCAUUAGGUACUAAAUUGAAAUUUAGUACAUCGUUUUAUCCUCAGACAGAUGGGCAAUCAGAACGAACUAUUCAAACCUUAGAGGAUAUGUUACGUGCAUGCAUGAUUGAAUUUCAAGGUAGUUGGGAUAAAUAUGUGCCACUCAUGGAGUUUGCAUACAACAAUAGCUAUCAUUCUAGUUUGGGAAUGGCUCCUUAUGAAGCAUUAUAUUUGGCUUACAAAUUAGCCUUACCUCCAAAGUUAUUGCAGAUUCAUAAUGUCAUUCAUGUUUCAAUGCUACGGAGAUACAGGAGUGAUCCUAGUGACAUCUUACAGGUUCAGACUGUAGAGUUAAUGUAUGAUUUAUCAUAUGAAGAAGAACCAGUUGAUAUUUUAGCAAAGGAAGAUAAAGAGUUAAGAAAUAAGGUUAUUCCUUUAGUAAAAAAAUUUUAUCCUUGGUAUGUUGAACGGCACUUGAUUGAUGGUCAGUGA